AUGUCGGAGAGCCAGACAGCUAGGCGUGUUGAAAAUGUUGCUCCUGUUGCGGGCCGGGCAGCAAGUCUCAAUAUUGCCAGUGAUGAGUUUCGUUUGAUAUCCGAGGCCUUGGAGAACUUGGGCAGGUGUCAUUCCGCGACACCCUGGGAGGAGGACUUGAUCCUCAUGAUCCGCAAUAUCGGAAGAGCGGUCGACGCAGAUCGCGAGUCAUUUGUGAAGAAUCUCAUAGAUCAUGGAUUCAUGUACGAUCGAAACUGGAUCAGAGUUCGCACGAUGUUGGUCUUCACGACUUGGAUCUUGUAUGAUACGACUCGGGGCGCGUGGGAGGGAUGGAGUGCGAAUGAAAUGUGGGAAGAGUGCAAGAGGCAAAUGAUACGCUACAAGUCAGGUAAGCAUGUUUUGGCGCAGCAGCAAGGUCACAUUUAUAAGAGACGAAAUCCCCUGCCGGUCCUUGCUGCAAGAUGUGCAUUCAAUGUGAUAAGCAAAUGUGGUCUGACAUCUUGA
Molecule: messenger RNA, 504 nt
Organism: Penicillium manginii
Lineage: Eukaryota; Fungi; Ascomycota; Eurotiomycetes; Eurotiales; Aspergillaceae
Exons: 2
Coding region: 1-504 (167 amino acids)
Source: RefSeq, a predicted model, not a curated record